GUUUAUGUUUCAUUUAGUUUAUGUUUUUUGUCAGUUAGUGUAUGUUACUUGUCAGUUAGUACUAGUUUAUGUUUCAGUUAGUGUAUGUUUCUAUGUCAGUUAGUGUAUCUUUCUAUUUCACUUAGUGUAUGUUACUUGUCAGUUAGUCCUAGUUUAUGUUUUCAGUUAAUGUAUGUUUUUAGUUCAGUUGAUGUAUAUAAAUGAGUUGGAGUAAUUUACAUUUCAGUCAUUGUUUUCAAUCUUUCAGUUAGUGUAUGUUUUUGUUUCAGCUAGUGUUUUUAGUAUUUCAUUUAGUUUUUUGUUCUCUGUCAGGUAGACUUAUUGCUUUUGCAUCUUAUGUUUAUCUUCCAGAUUUUUGUUCCUGUUCACAAGGAUGAUCAUUAUACUGUCUUGGUGCUGAACAAGAAAGCUAAAAGGAUUGAAAAUAUUGACAAUCGUACAGACGUGAAAGACAUUGAUAGAUAUAAACAUGAGGAAUUUAACGGUCUUACAUACUUUUGUCGUGCUUUUGAUUCUUUUAUGCAAGAUACUAUGAGAUGUCGUGAUUUUGAUCAUCUCCACCAUUGGCAAACAUCAACUCUUUAUUUCCCUUGGAGAAGCAAGGACAACAAUUUUGAUUGUGGUGUCUAUGCAAUCAAAACCAUGGAGCUGUAUGAUGGUCAAAAUACUAACCAUGUUGCACUUGUUGACCUGAAAAGGGUAUGAUUACUUUAUUGUUUUUAGGGAGUAUUUUGCUUGUUAGAUUUCUGUUUUUGAAAGUUUUUUAAUAGAAAAGGGUAUGAUAGCCAGUUAGUGAAGGACUUGAAAGACUAGCUGAAAAACAAAGAUGUCUAACUGAAGCACUAUAAA
This is a messenger RNA of Beta vulgaris subsp. vulgaris (sugar beet), 849 nucleotides long. RefSeq lists its product as uncharacterized. The coding region runs from base 337 to 705 and encodes 122 amino acids. Gene Ontology annotation, molecular function: cysteine-type peptidase activity. Gene Ontology annotation, biological process: proteolysis. The record is from RefSeq and is a predicted model, not a curated record. NCBI's taxonomy places the organism in Eukaryota, Viridiplantae, Streptophyta, Magnoliopsida, Caryophyllales, Amaranthaceae. The transcript has 2 exons.